Messenger RNA from Ambispora leptoticha, 2946 nucleotides. NCBI's taxonomy places the organism in Eukaryota, Fungi, Glomeromycota, Glomeromycetes, Archaeosporales, Ambisporaceae. The record is from the annotation of a GenBank genome assembly.
AUGUCGAGAUUCAAGUCUCGACAUUUACGGUCUUUAAUAAAUCAUCAUCUUCCAUUAUUAUAUCUUCAACGAGUACAUUACCAACGGCGCAUUAUCAGAACAGACCCAUUUGUUGCAAACUAUAAUAUUAUGGCGCGAUUAAUUGACGGAAAAGCAAUUGCAAAGUCGAUUCGUGACCAAGCAAAGCUUGAAGUACAAGAAUUACAAGCGAGAUAUCCUGGGUUUAAACCACACCUUGCCAUUAUUCAAGUUGGAGCACGCGAAGACUCGUCUGUUUAUGUGAGGCAGAAAGAAAAGGCGGCUAAUGAGGCGGGUAUUAACAUUACAAUUCAAAAACGAGAUUCUUCUAUUACUCAGCUCGAGCUUUUGAGAGCUGUGCAAGAAUUCAACAAUGAUCCCUCUAUACACGGUCUGCUUGUUCAACUUCCGCUUCCUGACCACAUUAACGAAAAAUUCAUAACAGAAACUAUUAGUCCCAAGAAAGACGUUGAUGGUUUCCAUGCGCAUAAUAUUGGCAACCUUUCAAAACGCAAUAGUAGCCCGUUGUUUACGCCGUGUACUCCGAAAGGGAUUAUAGAAUUGUUGAAUCGAACUGGAAUCCAGAUUUCUGGGAAACGUGCUGUUGUAGUAGGCCGUAGUGAUAUAGUGGGAUUCCCAGUAUUUACACUUCUCUCACGAGCAGAUGCAACUGUCACGCUAUGUCAUUCAAAGACUGAUAAUCUUCCGGAGAUUACGAAAACAGCCGAUAUUCUUAUCGUUGCUAUCGGCAAAGCAGAAUAUGUUAAAGGGGAUUGGGUGAAACCGGGAGCUGUUGUUAUUGAUGUUGGAACUAAUGCUGUUGAAGAUCAAUCCAAAAAAAGUGGAAUGCGCUGGGUUGGCGACGUAGAAUUCUCGAGCGUUUCCAAAGUCGCAUCGCACAUAACUCCAGUCCCAGGUGGAGUGGGUCCAAUGACGGUGGCCAUGUUGUUGUAUAAUACAGUCGAAAGUGCCAAAAGAUUCUGGAAAGAGAGUAGGGAAAGACAUAUUACCAAUCUACCUCUAAAUCUGUUUAUGCCUGUCCCUAGUGACAUAGAUAUUGCUUCGUCGCAGACCCCGAAACCGAUAAAGGUUUUGGUUGAAGAAUUGGGGUUGGCUGGGAAUGAGUAUGAGCUGUAUGGUCAAUAUAAAGCCAAAAUUAAUUUGAACGUAUUAGACCGCUUAAAGACCAGGAAAAAUGGAAAAUAUAUUGUAGUAACUGGAAUAACACCAACACCACUCGGUGAAGGCAAAUCCACCACAACGAUAGGCAUUUCACAAGCGCUCGGCUCUCAACUAGGUAAAAUAGCCUUCGCGUGUGUACGCCAACCAUCACAAGGACCCACUUUUGGUAUCAAAGGAGGUGCAGCGGGUGGCGGGUAUUCACAAGUAAUCCCGAUGGACGAGUUUAAUUUGCAUUUAACCGGUGAUAUUCAUGCAGUUACGGCGGCUAAUAAUUUAUUAGCGGCUGCUAUCGAUGCUCGAAUUUUCCAUGAAAAUACUCAAACUGACAAGGCGUUGUUCAAUAGAAUUUGCCCUGUUAAAAAAGGGAAAAGAACAUUUGCCCCCGUCAUGUUGAAACGACUACAAAAACUUGGCAUAAACAAAACAAAUCCCGAUGACUUGACUUCUGAAGAAAUAACCAAAUUCGUCCGCUUAAAUAUCGAUCCGGACACUAUAACAUGGCAACGUGUCAUGGACACCAGCGAUCGUUUCCUUCGACGAAUAACCAUCGGACAAAACUCAACAGAAAAAAAUUUUACUCGCGUAACAGGAUUUGAUAUUUCCGUCGCAAGUGAAUGCAUGGCAAUUCUCGCGUUAACUACUGACCUUAGAGACAUGCGCGAGAGACUUGGUCGAAUGGUGGUGGCAACCAGCAAGCACGGUGUUCCGAUAACCGCUGAUGAUCUGGGUGUUGGUGGUGCACUAACGGUCUUAUUAAAAGACGCGAUAAAACCGAAUCUUAUGCAAACACUGGAAGGCACGCCUGUAUUUGUACAUGCUGGUCCAUUUGCGAAUAUUGCUCAUGGGAAUUCGUCGAUUCUGGCGGAUAAAAUAGCUUUGAAACUUGCGGGUAUUGAAGAAGGGGAUGAGGAAACUGAAACCGGAUUUGUUAUUACCGAAGCUGGGUUCGGCGCUGAUAUUGGCAUGGAAAAAUUUUUCAAUAUAAAAUGUCGGAUGUCAGGGUUGGUUCCUGAUGCUGUGGUUUUGGUUGCUACUUUGAGAGCAUUGAAGAUGCACGGCGGAGGUCCAGAAGUGACACCUGGAAACCCCCUUGCCGCAGAAUACUUAGAAGAAAAUUUGGAACUUUUGGAAAAAGGAUGUGCGAAUCUUAUCAAGCAUAUACAAAACGCUAAAAAAUUUAUGUUACCUGUGGUGGUGGCCAUUAAUCAAUUCACGACAGACACCGAGGCCGAAUUAGCCCUCGUUCGCAAAAUAGCCAUUGAAGCCGGUGCUGAUGACGCCGUUCCAGCCUCACAUUGGGCUAAUGGUGGUGCAGGUGCAACUGAACUUGCGAAAGCCAUUAUACGAGCCACGUCAAAACCCCAAAAGGAUUUUAAAUUUUUAUACGAGCUCGAUAAAAGUAUUGUUGAAAAAAUUGAGAUUAUCGCUAAAGAAAUGUAUGGUGGAAGUGAUAUCAGUUUAAGUGAUAGAGCUAAAGAAAAAGUUGAGAUAUAUACAAAGCAGGGCUUUGCAAAUCUGCCUAUAUGUAUGGCCAAAACACAUCUUUCUUUAUCUCAUGAUCCAAAGCUAAAAGGUGUGCCUACUGGAUUUACGGUGACUGUUCGUGACAUACGUGCUUCUGUCGGUGCUGGAUUCUUGUAUCCGCUGUUAGGUGAGAUGCAAACGAUGCCUGGAUUACCUACGCGCCCUUGUUUCUUUGAUGUCGAUCUUGACUUUGAGUCUGGAAGAGUCCUCGGUUUAUUUUAA